AACAGGUAAACCACACAGAAGCGGAUGUCGAGUAUAUGCAUACUCCUCAUUCUAUUCAUGAACAUAAUAAAGGAUUGGAUAAUCUAGAGGAUCAAGAAGAAAUCGACAAGGAUGAGUGUGCUAUAAACGAGGAAGAUGACAUUGAUUGUAGUACAAAAGGUUUAUCGAAGCAGAAAAAGGUUCGAGGACAAACAACAUGUAAGAAUAUUCAUGCAAGAAAUUUGGAAGAAAGGGAGGAGGUGACAUUUGAUAAAGGACAAGAAGUUGGUCCCACUGGUAAGAUAGUGUCGGAAUUAACCAAUUUUAUUGGAACAAUUGCAAGGAAUCCUAGAUUCAUCAGCUUGAUGUACAUUACUUGACAUGCGGUGCCAAAAGAUAUUAAAAA
Molecule: messenger RNA, 385 nt
Organism: Solanum pennellii
Lineage: Eukaryota; Viridiplantae; Streptophyta; Magnoliopsida; Solanales; Solanaceae
Exons: 2
Coding region: 36-359 (107 amino acids)
Source: RefSeq, a predicted model, not a curated record